ACUUAUAAACAGAGCACAAUUACACGCCAAAAAGUGGCGCCUAUGCAUCAAACGAGCAGAGAGAGCGUGGAAGACAUGGCAGCACUUGUGGAUCUCCAUGAAGGCUCCAUUAUGCACAAUUUAUUCCAGCGUUAUCAGCAAGAUAAAAUCUAUACUUACAUUGGUUCAAUAGUUGCCUCUGUGAACCCCUACAAGAGCAUCCCGGGCCUGUACGACUGCGCCGCCGUGGAGCGGUACAGCAAGCACCACCUGGGAGAGAUCGCUCCUCACAUCUUCGCCGUGGCCAACGAGUGCUACCGCUGCCUCUGGAAGCGCCGUGACAACCAGUGCAUCCUCAUCAGUGGCGAAAGUGGUGCUGGUAAGACAGAGAGCACUAAGCUGAUUCUCAAGUUCUUGUCUGCAAUGAGCCAACAUUCGCUGGAGCUGUCCUGCAGAGAGAAGACCUCCUGUGUGGAGCAAGCUAUUCUUGAGAGCAGCCCAAUUAUGGAAGCUUUUGGCAAUGCAAAGACUGUUUACAACAACAACUCAAGUCGCUUUGGGAAGUUUAUUCAGCUGAACAUCUGUCAGAAAGGAAACAUUCAGGGAGGAAGAAUUAUAGAUUAUUUAUUGGAAAAAAAUCGUGUAGUAAGACAAAACCCAGGGGAAAGAAAUUAUCAUAUAUUCUAUGCUCUGCUGGCAGGGAUAGAAGAGAGAGAGAAAGAUGCUUUUUACCUAUCUGUACCAGAGAACUACCACUACCUGAAUCAGUCUGGAUGUAUAGCGGAUAAGACAAUCAGUGACAAAGAUUCUUUCAAGGAAGUCAUUACUGCAAUGGAAGUGAUGCAGUUCAGCAAGGAGGAGGUGCGAGAAGUUUUGAGACUGUUAGCUGGCAUUUUACAUCUAGGAAACGUUGAGUUCAUCACUGCUGGUGGGGCACAGGUGUCCUUUAAAACAGCUCUGGGUAGAUCUGCUGAGCUGCUGGGGUUGGACUCCACACAGCUAACUGAAGCGUUGACGCAGAGGUCAAUGAUACUCAGGGGAGAAGAAAUCCUAACACCUCUUAGUAUACAACAGGCAAUAGACAGCAGAGAUUCUAUGGCUAUGGCACUUUAUUCGCAGUGUUUUGCUUGGGUCAUUAAGAAAAUCAACAGCAGAAUCAGGAGCAAGGAAGACUUCAAGUCCAUUGGAAUUUUGGACAUAUUUGGAUUUGAAAACUUUGAGGUAAAUCGUUUUGAGCAGUUCAAUAUUAACUAUGCAAAUGAAAAACUUCAGGAGUAUUUCAACAAGCACAUCUUCUCUUUGGAACAACUGGAAUACAGCAGGGAAGGACUGAUUUGGGAAGAUAUUGACUGGACAGACAAUGGAGAGUGCUUGGACCUUAUUGAAAAGAAACUGGGUCUGCUGGCACUCAUCAAUGAAGAGAGCCACUUUCCUCAAGCUACUGACUCCACCUUGCUGGAGAAAUUGAAUACGCAGCAUGCUAACAAUCCUUUUUAUGUAAAACCGAGGGUUGCCGUUCACAACUUUGGAGUGAAGCACUACGCUGGGGAGGUCCAGUAUGAUGUCAGGGGGAUUUUGGAGAAGAACAGAGACACUUUCAGAGACGAUCUCCUGAAUUUGUUACGUGAAAGCAGUCUUGAUUUCAUCUAUGAUCUGUUUGAACAUGUUUCAAGCCGCAACAGUCACGACACUCUGAAAUGUGGAAGCAAGCACCGAAAACCUACUGUCAGUCUCCAGUUCAAGGAAUCGCUUCAUUCCUUAAUGGCCACACUGAGUUCUUCAAAUCCUUUCUUUGUUCGGUGCAUCAAACCCAACGUGCAGAAGAUGCCAGACCAGUUUGAUCAGACAGUGGUGCUUAACCAGCUGCGCUAUUCUGGGAUGCUGGAGACAGUCCGGAUUCGGAGGGCUGGUUUCCCAGUCCGGAGGCCAUUUCAAGACUUUUAUAAAAGGUAUGAAGUUCUCAUGAGAAACUUGACUCUGCCCGAAGACUUAAAUGAGAAAUGUGCUGUCCUGCUUCGUCUGUAUGACAACACAAACACUGAAUGGCAGCUUGGAAAAAAUAAGGUGUUUCUCCGAGAGUCCUUGGAACACAAGUUGGAGAAGCAGCGAGAGGUGGAAGUCACCAAGGCAGCAAUGGUUAUCCGAGCACACAUCUUGGGUUAUGUAGCUCGAAAGCGGUAUAGAAAGGUUCUCUACUAUGUGGUCGUGAUACAGAAGAACUACAGAGCAUUCAGUGGUAGGAAGAAGUUCCUGUGCCUGAAGAGAGCAGCCAUAGUCCUUCAGAAGCAGUGGCGAGGCCAGCUCGCGCGGCGCGUGUACAGGGAGCGGCUGGAGGACAGGAGGAAACAAGAGGAGAAAAGAAGAAAAGAGGAGGAAGAAAGGGAAAGGCAAAGGCAAGAAGCAGAGCGUCUCGCCCAGCAGGCUGAAGAAGAGAGAAAGAGGCAGGAACUAGCUGCCAUUCAGAAGGCCCAGAAGGAGGCAGAGCUGAAGCAAGAGGUGGAAAAGCAGAAAGAAAGCAGGCAGGUAGAAGAAAUCCUGCGUUUGGAAAAAGAAAUUGAAGACCUGCAGCGUGUGAAGAAGCAGCAGGAGCUGUCCUUGACAGAGGCUUCAUUACAGAGGCUGCAGCAGCUUCGAGACGAGGAACUCCGGCGGCUUGAGGACGAAGCAUGUCGAGCAGCCCAGGAGUUCCUAGAAUCUCUGAACUUUGAUGAGAUUGAUGAAUGUGUCCGAAACAUUGAGAAGUCUCUCUCUGUGGGCAACAGGUUUCCUGCGGAGCUGACUGAACAGACUGGAAAUGCCUGCAGUGAAAAGCCCAAUUUUAACUUCAGCCAGCCAUAUCCUGAGGAGGAGGUAGAUGAGGGCUUUGAAGCUGAUGAUGAUGCAUUUAAGGAUUCACCCAACCCAAGCGAGCAUGGUCAUUCUGAUCAAAGGACCAGUGGCAUCAGAACAAGCGAUGAUUCCUCAGAAGAGGAUCCCUAUAUGAACGAUACCGUGGUGCCAACAAUUCCUGCUAUUAUACCUCCUUCCCACGAUACUGCCAGUCUCCACAACUCUUCAAGUGGUGAAUCCACAUACUGCAUGCCAGAAAAUUGUAGACCCCCAAAUUCUGUUGAACUUAUUUCUCCCGAUGGAGACUAUGAUUACGACCAAGACGAUUACGAAGAUGGUGCUAUUACUUCUGGUAGCAGUGUAACCUUCUCCAAUUCACACAGCAGCCAGUGGUCACCAGACUACCGAUGUUCAGUGGGGACAUACAAUAGCUCUGGAGCAUACCGAUUUAGCUCUGAAGGAGCUCAGUCUUCGUUUGAAGACAGUGAAGAAGAUUUUGACUCAAGGUUUGAUACAGAUGAUGAGCUUUCCUACCGGAGGGACUCGGUCUAUAGCUGUGUGAGCCUGCCCUACUUUCACAGCUUUCUGUACAUGAAAGGUGGCUUAAUAAACACAUGGAAGAGACGCUGGUGUGUCCUGAAAGAUGAGACCUUCUUGUGGUUUCGUUCCAAGCAGGAAGCACUUAAGCAGGGCUGGCUUCACAAAAAGGGAGGUGGAUCAUCUACACUUUCCAGAAGGAACUGGAAGAAACGAUGGUUUGUUCUCAGGCAGUCCAGGUUGAUGUACUUUGAAAAUGACAGUGAAGAGAAGCUCAAGGGUGCCAUUGAUGUCCGAACAGCCAAAGAGAUUGUUGAUAAUACUGGCAAAGAAAAUGGUAUUGAUCUAGUAAUGGGUGAUAGGACCUACCACUUAAUUGCUGAGUCUCCUGAGGAUGCAAGCCAGUGGUUCAGUGUACUGAGUCAAGUCCAUGCGUCCACAGAGCAAGAGAUCCGAGAGAUGCAUGAUGAGCAGGCAAAUCCACAGAAUGCUGUGGGUACGCUCGAUGUAGGACUAAUUGAUUCUGUCUGUGCUGCUGACAAUCCAGAUAGACCUAAUUCAUUUGUGAUCAUCACUGCUAAUCGUGUUCUUCACUGUAAUGCUGACACUCCUGAAGAGAUGCAUCACUGGAUAACACUGCUCCAGAGGUCAAAGGGGGACACUAGAGUGGAGGGACAAGAAUUCAUUGUGAGGGGAUGGCUACACAAGGAAGUAAAGAACAACCCAAAGAUGUCUUCAUUAAAACUAAAGAAGCGUUGGUUUGUUUUGACGCACAAUUCUCUGGACUACUACAAGAGUUCAGAGAAAAAUGCUUUGAAAUUGGGCACGCUGGUCCUGAACAGCCUCUGCUCAGUGGUCCCACCCGAUGAAAAAAUCUUCAAAGAGACAGGUUAUUGGAAUGUAACAGUAUACGGACGCAAACAUUGCUACCGUCUCUACACAAAAUUGCUUAAUGAGGCGACCCGCUGGUCAAGUGCCAUCCAGAACGUGAUUGACACAAAAGCACCAAUUGAUACUCCAACUCAGCAGCUUAUUCAGGAUAUUAAGGAAAACUGCCUGAAUGCUGAUGUGGUGGAACAGAUUUAUAAGAGAAACCCAAUACUGCGCUACACCCAUCACCCCUUGCACUCACCAUUGCUGCCACUGCCCUAUGGGGACAUCAAUCUGAACUUGCUCAAAGACAAAGGGUAUACAACUCUGCAAGAUGAAGCCAUCAAGAUAUUUAAUUCUUUACAGCAGCUGGAGUCUAUGUCUGAUCCUAUCCCUAUAAUCCAAGGGAUCCUCCAAACAGGACAUGAUUUACGACCUCUCCGAGAUGAGCUCUAUUGUCAGCUCAUCAAGCAGACCAAUAAAGUGCCUAACCCUGGGAGCACAGGGAACCUCUAUAGCUGGCAAAUACUCACCUGCAUGAGCUGCACGUUUCUGCCAAGUCGCAGCAUCCUCAAAUAUCUCAAGUUCCAUCUCAAAAGGGUUCGUGACCAGUUUCCAGGAACUGAAAUGGAGAAAUAUGCACUUUUUACUUACGAAUCUCUGAAGAAAACCAAAUGCAGAGAGUUUGUGCCAUCACGGGAUGAAAUAGAAGCUCUCAUCAGCAGGCAGGAAAUGACAUCCACAGUUUAUUGCCAUGGUGGGGGCUCCUGUAAGAUUACAAUCAACUCGCACACUACAGCUGGAGAGGUGGUUGAAAAGUUAAUUCGUGGUUUGGCCAUGGAGGACAGCAGAAAUAUGUUUGCUUUGUUUGAAUACAAUGGAACCACUGAUAAAGCAAUUGAAAGCAGAACCAUUGUUGCUGAUGUUUUGGCAAAGUUUGAAAAGCUUGCUGCCACUGCUGAAGCUGGGGAGAUGCACUGGAAGUUCUACUUCAAGCUCUACUGCUUCCUGGAUACAGAAAAUGUCCCAAAAGACAGCGUGGAAUUUGCCUUUAUGUUUGAGCAGGCUCAUGAAGCAGUGAUUAGAGGACAUUAUCCUGCUCCUGAAGAAACCCUCCAGGUCCUUGCAGCUCUGCGCCUUCAGUACCUUCAGGGGGAUUACACCCUGCAUAGCAGCAUACCAGCAAUGGAGGAGGUCUACCCCCUGCAGAAGCUGAAGUCUCGGAUCACCCAGUCUACCAAAACGUUCACUGCAGCUGAGAAGGCCGAGAAGAAACGAGCCAGCUUUCUUGAAGGAACCUUGAGGAGGAGUUUUCGCAGUGGCUCUGUCAGCAAACAGAAGGUUGAGGAGGAUCAGAUGUUAGACAUGUGGGUCAAAGAGGAAAUCUCAGCUUCCAGGACUAGUAUUAUUGACAAGUGGAAAAAACUCCAGAGGCUGAACCAGGAGCAGGCUAUGGCAAAGUAUAUGGCUUUGAUUAAGGAAUGGCCUGGCUAUGGCUCAACACUCUUUGAUGUAGAG
This is a messenger RNA of Merops nubicus (carmine bee-eater), 5733 nucleotides long. RefSeq names its product myosin X (gene MYO10). Gene Ontology annotation, molecular function: cytoskeletal motor activity; protein binding; ATP binding. Gene Ontology annotation, cellular component: cytoskeleton; myosin complex. The annotation marks the transcript as partial. NCBI's taxonomy places the organism in Eukaryota, Metazoa, Chordata, Aves, Coraciiformes, Meropidae. The record is from RefSeq and is a predicted model, not a curated record. The transcript is spliced from 37 exons.